Fimicolochytrium jonesii is the source of this 468-nucleotide messenger RNA. RefSeq lists its product as uncharacterized. Lineage: Eukaryota; Fungi; Chytridiomycota; Chytridiomycetes; Spizellomycetales; Powellomycetaceae. Gene Ontology annotation, cellular component: endoplasmic reticulum membrane. The coding region runs from base 1 to 468 and encodes 155 amino acids. The transcript is spliced from 3 exons. The record is from RefSeq and is a predicted model, not a curated record. Gene Ontology annotation, biological process: vacuolar proton-transporting V-type ATPase complex assembly.
AUGGCAGACACAACCGGCAUCCGCCAGCGGCCAGCGGCGGCGGCCAAGGCUUCCGCGCUCGCAUCCAGCACGACCACCAAACCAGUCGUCCCCGUUCCGCCACGUGUUCCGCUUGGGCCGAGGAUAUCAGGGGCGGUGAUAGCAAAACUCGUAAUAUUCUCGUUCCUUCUGUUCUUCCUGCCGCUUGCGACGUAUUUCGGGACACUGAAUCGGUUGUACAAUGGAAACCAAAACUACAGCGCAAUCUCAGCCGUCAUCGUCGCCAAUCUCGUCGUCUUUGCGUACGUCGUCGUCGCCUUCUUGGAGGAUCACGGGGACCAGGAGGCGGACGCCGCGAUGGCGAAGAAGGUUGAUAUACUGAAUGAGGAGAGCACAGCGGAGAAGAUUGCUGCUGAGAGGGCGGCUGUGGGGAAGAGGGCGGCGGAGAAGGCGGAUAAGGGGAAGGGUGAGGGUGGAAAGGCGGAGUGA